CGCAAACGUCGUUUGCGUAUGAUGCCCAAUGAUUUUCGACCCACAGCCGCGAAAUGAGCUCUGACGAGGAGAAGCGGAAGAUCGAGGCCGCGCGCAUGGCGGCCUUGUCGGCCGCAGAGAUGUUCCACUCAGACAUAAUGAGCAUGUCAGCAAACGCUCGCCAACGCCAACAACCGGCUGUUGCCGCAACGCCGGAAGCAGAAAGCGAAUCUGAAGAAGAGAGCGAGGACGAGGAGGAAUACAACCGCCGGCGCAUGGCAGCCCUGCGGGCGCGUCGAGCAAAGAGCGGGCUCCCAACAUCCACACGCGGCAUGCCGAUGGGAGUGCUGGGCAUGGGCGCAGGCGAUGACGACGACGACGACGACGAUGAAGAUGAUGAUGAUGAUGAAGGCGGGGGCCAGGGCGAGGAAGAUGGCGAUGGUGCCGAGGAUGGCGGCAACGAUGACAAUGACGAUGACGAUGAUGAUGAGGACGAACCCGUGGCACGAUCUGCACGAAUGCGAUUCCCGCUCAUGACGGGCGGUGGUGGCGAUGACGAUGGCGAAGAGGAUGAUACUGUUGGUGAUGGCGGAGAGCUGUCCACGGCAGAUGAUGGUGAUGGUGAUGACGAUGGUGAUGGGCUGGCACCCAUGGCGCUGCUGUCUCGCAGCAAGCGCGGUGGAAUGCCACUGGCGAUGCUGGAUGUGGACGGCGACGCUGAUGACCAUGAUGCCAACGACAGCGGCGAGGAGGACACAGCCGCCGACAACGAACGCACCACCGGCCAGUCGACAGCCGGUGGUGUUGUGCCAUCGUCGCAAGCGCGUACCGUUGCUCGGGGAGCCGGCGCUUCCACGUCAGAAUCAGCGGUGGCCAAUACACCAGCGACACAAGCGACAACAGCUAGUACAGCAGCUGGUGCGGCAACCAAGGCAGAGGUGACGUACACACGUGCGGGCGCCCCGUGCGAGCCGUUGCCUGCAGGCACGAAGGUGUUGAGGACGCUGAGCGCAGCGGUGCGGGAGCAGCCCGCGCCACAGGCGACCGCGGCGGCAUUUUAUUCACUGCUGCAGCCAUACACGUUUCUGUCGGAGGACGGCAAGGUGACCUGUCCAUUGGGGAUGAGUGUUGACUUUGAACCUCCGGCGCACCUUCCUGAGGACCGGAUUCGCCAUCCGCGCGACAUGCGUGGUCCUGCCAUUGUUUCGCACGACCACACGUGGCGCAUGGCGUUUUGCCCGUCCUUCUUUGCCGCAGAGAAGGACCAAACGGACACAGCAACACCACAAGCCGCCACGGACAAGAAAUCCCAGCCGGCGCCGCGUGCGCGUGCAAAGGAGCUGGGGCAGCAGCUCGAUGCUGUGGCCAGCAGCAAGAAGGCCGACCGCGUAAGCACAACGACAGCACCAGCGACCACACCAAAGGCGGCCACUGCUACAAAGGCGGCAGCAGCGACUGCUUCUACGGCAGCACCACCGCCGGAGAAGGCGGCGCACCAUGGCGGCCACGGCCGCCACCAUCACCAUCACCACCACAAGCAUGCGCACACCCACCAUGCGCACCACGGUCAUCACCAGGCUGGCCACAAGCACCACAGCACCUCCAGCGCCUCUGGCUCGCCAACCCCAAAGCCCAAGCCAAAGCCCAAACCCAAGGCAAAGGCGCCAGCGCCGAAACCAAAGCCAACCAAGCCGCUCCCACCAACCCCUGCCUCAACAGCAACGGCAACAGUAGCAGCGACAAGAAAAGGGACGGGCAAGCGGGGUACCCAGUCGCCAGCCACGGCAGCGAAGCCAGCCGUGCAGGCCAAACCAACAGCAACAAGGGCUGGCGGGGCGCAUCGCUCGCCCGUUCGUAGCGCUCGGAGUCACACCACAACUGCAGCGGUGAGCCCAAGCAGACGCAAGGCAGCGGCAGCCGCCGCCACAACAACAAACACCGCAUCCUCCUCCUCGUCGUCGUCGUCAACGGGUGCAAGUGGGAGGAAUGAGGCGCACAAGCAGCGCAGCAACAGCAUGACAGGGCACCGCCCACGUGCUGUUGCGGCCUCACGCCACCACCGGCCCGCACUCAAGCGCAAGCCAACCGAAGGCUCGCUGGUGGCAGCACGCAUCAACGCCGCGCUGGCAAAGACGGGCGGUGGUGAUGAUGAUGAUCACGGCACAAAUGUUGAUGGUACUGAUGUUGUGCGGGAUGUGAAGAAGAACAACGGGGAUGCAUCGACAGCUGUUGCCACGUCGAAGGCACCAGCAAACAAGCCCAAACAACGCACCAAAUACGUGCCGCCUGAUGUGAACCCGCAGGAACUGAAGAAGGAGGCAACCGUUGAAGAUACACAGGCUCGACUCUCAGACUUGCAGUUUAACUUCUCCUUUUCGUGAUUCAAAACAACUUGUUUGUUCUGUUACUCCUGUUAGUUGGUGCGUAUGUGUGUGUGUGUGGAAUGGGAGAGGGAGUUUGUGUGUGUGUGUGUGUGUGUUUGUACGUGUGUGUGUGUGUGUGUGUGUGUUGGUGCGUACGUGUGUGGGAGAGAGAAAUAGAGAGAGAGGCAGCUUGUGUGAGUGUGUGUGAGUGCGCGAACAGCGUUAUUCUUCUUCUUGUUGUGUUGAUCGCGCACUGUCUGUGAGACGAAAGAUCGUUUCUCAUUGUUUGCCCUUCUUUGUUGGAUACACCAUGAUGGUAGCAAG
This is a messenger RNA of Salpingoeca rosetta, 2666 nucleotides long. RefSeq lists its product as uncharacterized. The record is from RefSeq and is a predicted model, not a curated record. Bases 54 to 2360 code for a protein of 768 amino acids. The transcript has 5 exons. Lineage: Eukaryota; Choanoflagellata; Craspedida; Salpingoecidae.